Messenger RNA from Eucalyptus grandis, 2502 nucleotides. RefSeq names its product arginyl-tRNA--protein transferase 2. Gene Ontology annotation, biological process: protein arginylation. NCBI's taxonomy places the organism in Eukaryota, Viridiplantae, Streptophyta, Magnoliopsida, Myrtales, Myrtaceae. The record is from RefSeq and is a predicted model, not a curated record. Gene Ontology annotation, molecular function: arginyl-tRNA--protein transferase activity. The transcript has 6 exons. Gene Ontology annotation, cellular component: cytoplasm.
AUUAUAUAUGCAAAUUCCGGAAACGGACUGCACCCCGUCCCGGUCGGACCGUCGUCAUCUCCACUCGACCCAUUCGAAGUUCGUAUAAAUAAAUCGGAGACGCCGGCGAUUUCCUCUCCCUCUCUCUGCCUCUGCUUUGGUGAUGAACAGCUGAAGGGAGGGAGCUUCGAUCGGAGAUGGCGGCCAACCGUCCCAGCGAGGCGACCGGCGGCGGUGGCGGCGGAAGGGGGGAGUCGGUGGUCGAGGACUGCGGCCGGCAGGAGAGCUCCUGCGGGUACUGCAAAUCGCCAAAUGGGUCCUCCAGCGUUUCUCACGGCUUGAUCGCGGAGAGCCUAAACGUGGAUGACUAUCAAGAUCUCCUUGAUCGAGGAUGGAGAAGAUCUGGCUCUUUCCUUUACAAGCCAGAUAUGAGUACUACGUGUUGCCCUUCUUAUACUAUCCGCUUAAAAGCAGCGGACUUUUCUCCUUCCAAGGAGCAAAAUCGAGUAUGCAAACGGAUGGAAAGGUUUCUGGAUGGUACACUGGACACCAAAGCCAAGCCUGAGCUCCUGGAGGAUUUAAAUACUUCUAAAGUGGCAUGUGAAUGUGAAUGUCAUGGAAGGUCAAACUUGGCAACGGUUGAAACUUCUGUGGACGUGGAGGAGGAUAAGAAUGAGCCAGAACAAUUUAUGCAUUACUUGUCUGAUGCAAUUGAUAAGGCUGUGCGGGCAUGUAUCGAAAGCGAGACGUUUUCUGCCAAUCUUCAAUUACCUAAAGCUUCUGUCAAAGGAGUCUCCCCAACCAAGAAGAAGAAGCUAGUCAAAGGAUUGGAAAAUCUCUCGUAUACCAGUAACAUUGCUUUCCAAUUGGCUGCCACUUUAAGGCGUGCGCGGUCAGAAAAAAAGGAUGAAAAAGGGUCAGAAUUCUCUGGAAUCUCAGCAGAAGACCAACUGCCUUCUGAGUUGACACCUCGAAGGAUUGGAGAAAAGUAGGCGCGGUCAUUGUCUCAAACGGAUGAAACAUCUGGCUUCUUGGUCCAAGCAUGUAACGGACAUCUGAACUUUUAUUCUAUUGCAGAGCAUGCUUCAGUGGAUAAGACUGGCGAUGAAAAUCUCUCUCUAAAGAAUCUUCAACGAAAUGGAAACAAGAGAAGAUGUAUGGUGAGGUGCUGUAACUGUUGUUCAGGAAAAAGGCGGAAGCUUGAGAUUCUUCUGAAAAGAUCCACUUUUGAGCGUGAAGAAUUUGAGUUGUACAGGCGAUAUCAGUUGAAAGUGCACAAGGACAAUCCAGACGAUAUCACAGAGGAAGGGUACGAGAGUUUUUUGGUUGACACACCAUUGGUUUUUGUUCCCUCGACCGGUGAUGGUUCAGUUCCUCCCUGCGGUUUUGGGUCUUUCCAUCAGUCAUAUGUUAUUGAUGGCCGAUUAGUUGCGGUUGGUGUGGUGGAUAUCCUUCCUAAAUGCUUGUCGAGUAAAUAUUUAUUUUGGGACCCUGACUUUGCCUUUUUAUCUUUGGGAAAAUAUUCGGCUUUGAAAGAAAUAUCUUGGGUGAAGGAGAAUCAAGUUCACUGCCCCAGUCUUCAGUAUUAUUACCUUGGCUAUUACAUUCAUUCAUGCAGCAAGAUGAGAUAUAAAGCAGCGUAUUGGCCAUCUGAGCUUCUGUGUCCCCUCCGUUACUCGUGGGUUCCCUUCAACGUUGCAAAGCCUCAGCUUGAUGAAAGAAAGUAUGUUGUCCUGUCAGAUUAUAAAGAUGAAGAUGAAAAGCCAGUGCUGCCUCCAGUUUCUGAAAUGGAGGAUAGGGAUAUUGGAAAAGCUCUAAUAGGAUUACGGGGGUCUCGCCUGAGAUACAAGGAUCUGCAAGGGGCCUUUGGUCUUGUUGAGCUCGAAGCCCAAGUGCAGAGGUAUGUGAGAGUGGUCGGUCGAGAGUUGUCUGAGCGAAUGGUCUAUUCACUUGAGGAGGAGGAGGGUGACGACGACGACGACGACGACGACGACGACGCCGGCGGCUUCGCUUCCGUGGAUGGUUUUUUCUUGGAGCAUGUGCCGGCCGACUGUCCGGUCUACGCUGUGGCUGGGCAGUUCUCGACGGACGAGGCGGACGGCCCCGUUUUGCCACCCCCGAUGGAGAUGCAGCCUGAGGAACAAUUUGCUUUGAGAGAGUGGAGGAUGUGAGUCUCGCGAUGUUACAGAAUUUUGAGUCUUCUAUGGAUCAUUCUCUCUGGGGAGAGAUGUCUUGUGGUCAUAUCAGUGUGGUGGUUUGAAGAGCUUUGUUCUCUGAUCUUAAGUGUAGUGCGAUGAUUAGCUUAAAGAGCAAUACCGAUGAUUCUCGUGCUAUGAAAGUGAUGCUAUAAUCGCUGAGUUAAGUCGGGGAAAAUAGACUUCUAGAAAGAGAAAGCCGCACUUUUGAGUGAAUAGAGGGAAUUUUUUUGGCUGUUAGAGCAUCUUAGUACUGUUAUCAUGUAGGAUCACUUCAGAUGACCUCGUAGUGGUGCUAAUUCUGUGGGAAAAAUUAUGAUCUUUGCAA